UCACGUGUCUCACUGUAGAAAGUUUGACAAGUUGGUCGACAUAAGUGCUCUGUUUUCCCGCUAUCGAAAACCUUGGAUGUCAUUUUCUCGUGUCUUCUUCUUCGAUUAAUAACAACCUUGAAAUCUCACCUGGAAUCGAAGUGUUUUCUGUUAGCGACGCUAUAAAAACACACCGAAAAACAUGGAAAUCGUGCAGAAAGUCAUGUCGGGGUUUAGUCUGGAUUUGGGACCAUUGAAAGAGCCGCUGGGAUUUAUCCGAAUCCUGGAAUGGGUGUUCACCAUUUGUGCCUUUGCCACCACUGGUGGUUAUGUUGGAUUCACUCAGUUCACCAUUGAUUGUGGAAGUAAAAAGGAAGACAUUACUGCUAAUUUUGGAUAUCCUUUUAGGCUCCCGAGUCAGCCAUAUGAGAUUCCUCACUGCAAUCAGACAAGGAACGUGACUUACCUGCAGGGGGAUUUCUCCUCCUCGGCCGAGUUCUUCGUCUCAGUGGGCGUCUUGGGCUUCUUGUACUGUACUUUCACCAUCAUCCUGUACUUGGGCUACCAGCAGGUUUACAGAGAGUCUAACCGUGGCCCGGUCAUUGAUCUGAUUGUGACGGGGAUCUUUGCUUUCUUGUGGCUGGUUUGCUCCUCAGCCUGGGGAAAAGGUUUAACAGAUGUCAAAUAUGCUACGGAUGCUGACAGGCUAAUAAAGGCUUGUGUGCCUGAUACAUGUGUGGUGAAGACCUACGCUUUAAUGGGUCGACUCAACUCCUCUGUGCUCUUUGGAUUCCUGAACCUGAUAUUGUGGGCAGGCAACUGCUGGUUCAUCUACAAGGAGACUCCGUUUCAUAAGCCGGCCAAUCCACCGCCCAGCGUCGAGGGGGGAGUUUCCACCUCCUAAUUAGACAAGACGGGCUCCAUCCUCUCCUCUCCAUUUGUUCAUAAAGCAGAGGAAAGAAACUACACUUUGACAUGCAAAAGCUUUUUUUCUAGCAUCAUGCAUCGCAGUUCAUUACAUGCUCUAAGAUGAAUUCAACAUUUCUUUAUAGUUUUUUUUAUUUUAUUUUGGUGUUUAUUUAAUGACACUGGUCAGAAGCUAAUUUUGUCACGCAGGUAAAAAAAAAGAAACCAAAUGAUUUAUUAGAUGUCAGUUACAACUUACAAUAAACUUGUUUUAGGUUCUAGAUGUUUUACGUUUGAAUGAAUUUGUCUAAUUUGAUAUAAAGUUGACCUGCAUUUUGUACCUCUAAUGUCCACUACAAUCAGACCUUGUGAGAAACAGACUUUGCAUUUGAAAGCUCUUAUACAAAACGUCUUUGAGCACUUAAAAUACUAGCACACUAAUAUCUAGCUCCAGACAUUUAAGCUUGUCUUUGCCUGUUGCUUAAAAAACAAAA
Carassius carassius (crucian carp) is the source of this 1379-nucleotide messenger RNA. RefSeq names its product synaptophysin-like protein 1. The record is from RefSeq and is a predicted model, not a curated record. Gene Ontology annotation, cellular component: synaptic vesicle; synaptic vesicle membrane. The transcript has 6 exons. The coding region runs from base 182 to 883 and encodes 233 amino acids. NCBI's taxonomy places the organism in Eukaryota, Metazoa, Chordata, Actinopteri, Cypriniformes, Cyprinidae.